Penicillium antarcticum is the source of this 1854-nucleotide messenger RNA. RefSeq lists its product as uncharacterized. The record is from RefSeq and is a predicted model, not a curated record. The transcript has a single exon. NCBI's taxonomy places the organism in Eukaryota, Fungi, Ascomycota, Eurotiomycetes, Eurotiales, Aspergillaceae. Bases 1 to 1854 code for a protein of 617 amino acids.
AUGGGCCAUCCAGAAGCCCGGAAAGCUGGUGUGGACACACCCACAGCCAGAUCAGAGUACAGAUCUAUAGACCCCAUAUCACCUCAAAACCCCUCCCAUACGGAUAAUCCGACUUCUCUGAAUGAUUCCCAACAGCUCCCGGGAUAUGCAACUCAAAAUGAGACAUCCAAGCCUCCUCGGAGAUUCUUGGCCCAACCAAUCGAAACCGUAUCUCGAAGCUCCAAGAACCAAGAGCCUGCUUCUAGAGGAAUAGAACCUCAGACAGCUAUUUCGCCAGAUGAAACUCAUUCCCAGGGCCGUAAUGACCACCGACCGAGAAGAUUUGCUCCUGAGCCAAUCGAAACCACCAAAUCAAGCAAUAGAAGAUCUCAUACAGCUUCGGAAGUUACUGGGGAGAUCCUCCCAUCACAACCUAAAACCACGUCCCCCAGAAGGUUUAAGCCUGAACUUAUAGAGACCGACACACGCUCAGUUCGAAAAACAGAAGCGACCCAGUUCCCUCGACGACACAACACAUCAGGUCCACUGGCUCACGCGAGCAUCAGCCCGGGCAUGACAUGUUGGUCAGAUACAGGCCACCAUGCCGUUACCUGUUCACCACCUGAGUCUCGGUUCUCGUACUCCAGUCUGUUGCGCCGACAAGAGGGCCGCCGACACUCAUUUCGAGUUCCAGCCCUUCCGUCAAUUCCAUCCAACAGUAGCGAAGAGUCUGAUAACUCCAGAUCUCACUCAGCGUGCACCUCACUACUUGGGCUAUCGAAAAAAGUAACCAGAGAUUUACACCCUAGCAAGCUACCCCGUGAAAGUUGCAGCGAGGAGUUCUCGGAAUUCUUGCUUUCACUUGCCGCCCGCUCUGCACAGAAGCAGCUGAGGGAACAAGCACUGGCUGCCUUUCCCAACGAGCAGGUGUAUGAGCCUGUGGAUCAUUUCGCCAUAGACGAAGACGACAGAGACUCAGACGAAGAUGGUCCGUCUUCUCACAUGAAGUAUCAUCAUAUCAAGUCUCGUCGACAAUCCUCGGCGGAUCUGUCCUGGGAACUUGAAUACAUGCGACAUCAUAAAGAGGAGGCCGAAAUGAGGCUUCGGGCUAUGAUGACAUCAGGACAGCAAGAGUCAUCUCAGAACCAGAAGAAGUCCGGCCCUAGUCCACCGAUGCUUGGAAGUGACAUUAUUCUGCCACAGAGCUUAUCACCGGAGGGGACUAUCUGUGAGCAUGCUCACAUCGAUACUGCAGUGAGUUGUGGCCAUGACCUUUGCAACAAUUGCGAAGGGCUGUGGUGCGCGGCUCCCCAUCGACAGGGGGAAAAAGGCGCUGGUUUGUGGAUGGGCACUUGUUGCAAAGACGAGAAGCAAGAGCCGGAGGUUACCGGCCUCUUUCCCGGGAUUGUGACUCCCAUGGCUCGGAUUGAUGAGACUGGUGUGAGCGUAGGCCUCAGUCCAUCUCCUUCGCACAUUCACCUGGAUCGUCUGGCGGCAUCGCUUGGGAAUUCUGGCCGGAAACCUGCUAGUCCAAACCUCCAGAAAGCCAUUGACGCAGAGUUUCAUGAUGGAUUUGUCACGCAAAUAUUUAAUUACCUCUCGCUGGGGUAUCCUUGUCUUGCCCGUUACUAUGAUUACGAGCUCAGCCGAAUCUCAGGCAUCACAGUCGAAGAGCUCCGUCAGGAUGACUUGCACACUGAUGCGCGGGGGUAUGUUGCUCUCGACAAUAAGGAUCUGACCGGAGGGUGUACACGAUGGAAAGCAUUGCGCUUGUAUAUUCAGGAGUGGGCCAGGCAAGAGCCUGGCAUGGUAGAAGAUGAAACCAACCUAGAAGGCUGGGGACUGCCAGAAAGGAAGGGCAGUUGGGCCAUUUGA